Messenger RNA from Pieris brassicae (large cabbage white), 750 nucleotides. RefSeq lists its product as uncharacterized. The record is from RefSeq and is a predicted model, not a curated record. The transcript is spliced from 3 exons. NCBI's taxonomy places the organism in Eukaryota, Metazoa, Arthropoda, Insecta, Lepidoptera, Pieridae. The coding region runs from base 1 to 750 and encodes 249 amino acids.
AUGUUAGCAACAAGGAAACAACGACCAGAAGAAGGCAUUGACACAUAUUUACAAGCUUUAAAACUGCUUUCUAAAGAUUGUGACUUUGCGGCUGUUGAUGCAGAAACAAAUAAAAACGAUAGCGUGCGUGAUGCCUUCAUAUCCGGUAUAUCAUCGCAUAAAAUAAGACAAAGGCUUUUAGAAAACUUAACUCUAACACUUGAUCAAGCUUACAACCAAGCACUCUCUCUAGAAACUGCAGAAAUCAACUCUCAAAUCUUCAAUACUAUAUCUUUAAUUGCUGUUGCUCCAAAAGCACCAACAUUACAAACUGUGCACGACGAGCCCUGCUCUUCUGUUAAUAAUCCUCGACGACGAAAAUGUUUCUUUUGUGGGGGACAAAUAUAUCCUCGUAAGAACUGCCCUGCAUUUGAAAAGACUUGGCAAAUCCUGAAAAUCGGAAAUCAUAAAUAUGAUAAUGUGAAUCUUCUUAUCGUGAAAAAUCUUUGUGCUGACAUUAUUAUCGGCCAUGACAUCCUCGAAGAACAUUCAUCGCUAGAGUUCUCUUUCGGUGGGCCAAAACAUCCACUUCAAAUAUGUAACGUAACGGAAGCAUCAGUACCAGCUGUACCACUUUUUGCGAAUGUAUCUCCCAACUGCAAACCUAUUGCUAUUAAGUCUCAAAGGUACAGCAAAGAGUACAAGAAUUUUUACAUGUUCGAGGUAUUGCCACUAGUAGAACUACAGCUUGUAACCCUCAAGGUUCAGUAG